GCUUUACUAAGUGUAUCCCCGACCUCUUUCUAAGAAGAGUUUUCAUUGGCUGGGCCAUAGUAACAGAGUUCAAUCCUUAUUUACCAUUCAUAAGAUACAGUAUUGAUUACUCGGAGAAUAGGUUGACAAUUUGACUUCAUGUGGAAGGGGUAUUUACAUGAGACGUGGGUUUCCUUUUACUUCAGCGUUCUUUGGCCAAUGUGGAAGUGGAUUCUCAGAAAAUGGACAGGAAAAUGUGAACUUCUAAGAAUAACUUCUGAGAACCCAAAAGGGGCUAAAAGAACAAAGGCAAUUGAAAGAUCUUUGAAACAUUCAAAUAUUGCCAUCCUGAAACAGCUGAGUAAAGAUGAAAUCAUUAAUGUUAUACCUGCAUCAGAGGAAGUCAUGAAGAUAAAAGAUGUAAUAGCUGAAAUUCAUCCUCAAUUUGCAUACUGUUUCCAAGUAUGUUUAUGUCAGAUAUGUGGAUACAAAAGACUGUUUGCAGAAGUAGAAGAAAUGAGGAAGACACAAUAUUCUUCUGAGAAUCCAGAUCAUGAAGAAAAACUUAUGCAGCUUUGGGGGUUCUUGAUGCCAGAUAUAAAGUUAGAGACGAGACUUAGUAAACAAUGGACAGAUAUAGGAUUUCAAGGAGAGGAUCCUAAAACUGACUUCAGAGGGAUGGGAAUGCUGGGAUUAAACCAGUUACUAUAUAUUUCAUCAAAAUACACAGCGUUAUCACGGCAGAUUUUGUCAAAAUCUCACCAUCCAACAUUAGGGUUCUCGUAUGCCAUAGUAGGAAUAAAUCUGACUAGUGUUCUGUAUGAACUAUUAAAAAAGCAAACUUUGCGGACACAUUUCUAUAACAUUAAAGAUGACAAACCAUCUCUACAUGAUUUCCAUGAAUUGUAUUGUUACAUGUUUAAAGAAUUUGUUACAUUCUGGUUCAGUGAGAAGCCAAAAGAUAUAAUGGAGUUUGGAAGAGUGAGAGACAAGUUUAGAAAGAAAAUUAAACAAAAACUUAAAGGAGAUUUAACAACAAUACUAAAAUUUGAUGCAGAUGAGGAGUUAGCAGUCUGAUAGCAGAAUUUGAUAUUAGCUUAUUUAACCAAUUGCAUUUAUAAUUUAUACCUGUUUAUUAUUAUGUUGUGGUGCCUACAAUUGUAAUGAGAAAUUAUGUAUCCACUGAUUGUGAGAGCAUAGUUUUUUUUUGUACUGUCUAAAAUUGAAAAAAAGUCACUCAUUAUCUUGCUCAUAGUUUGUUUGUUUAACAGAAAAUAUAUUGAGCCUUUAAAAGAGAACAUUUUUGUUAAUUUGAAACAUGUAUCCAUAAAUAUUAAUUAUACUGUGCCACAUCUACCAAACUGCACAAUAUAUUAUCUCUAUAAUGUUAGUGGAAGAUGGUAAUAGUACCUUAUCAUGUAUUGUUAAAUAAGGAUAAAGUGAAGGGUCAUCUUAUUAUGGUUGAAUUAUUAUGAUUUAUGCAUUUAUUGUACUAGUGAAAAAUAUAUGGCUUGGUGAACUAGAAAACUUUACAUUUUUUUUGUAGGUUGAUAUUGUAUUUAAGCAGCAAGUUAUUUAUUUGACUUUAUAAAGUUUUGUUAAUUAAAAAAUAAUGUGAAUACAAAUAAUUUCAUCUUAUCACUCUGUAACUGAAAGGUUGAUAUUUGAAAUUUCUUAUACCUACAAUGUGUUAUUUUUAUUAUUUAUCAACUUAUUACCGUUUUCUUCUAAACUGAUGGCUAAAUCAUGUUUAAAAUUUUAGACUUUCCAAAUAUUUUGGAAUAUAUUCAGCUCUUGACCUUCAAACACAUCUUUUUUGUCAUAGCAUGUGCAUUAUGCAUCUUAAAUUUUUGCAAGUAAAGGAGGAAAUAACAAAAAUAUUAAGUGAUAUUUAUUUUUACUUUAGUCCAAAUGAAAUGUGGAAUUAUUUUUCCUAAAUAAAUACUUGCAUGUUUGGUAUAUAAAAUAUGUAAUUAAAAUUUUUAACAAAAAUAAAAUAACAUUGAUAUGCUUUACAAAUUCAGUGGUUUACAUAAUAAUAAUGUUAGGGAAAUGGGUAUUGCGUUUGUUGGAAUGUGAUUAUUGUUGGUAGCUGCUUAUUUUACAAAGUCAUCAUUUUUCAUGAACAUACAACAGAUAAUAUUUUUUUGGUGACAGAGUUUUAAUGUUAAGUUUCUUGUUUAUGUCCAUUCCAGAGAAUCAUAGUUAAAAUUUUGGAUAAGAUUGCUUCACCCUCUAUGCAUUUCAAAUGGAUGCAAUAUCUGAAGGUCCUUUUCCAUUGCUUUUCAAGUAUAAAACUUCAGUUUUUGGAUUAAGUGGGCUUAAUAUAUACUUUUUAAAUGCCAUAUGCUGUUGUAUUUGGAAUUUUAUCUUCAGCCCAGUCAAUGUGCAUGCUUCAAAUAGUUUAAUUUUUACUACUACUCCCUCACCAUUGUGUAGCAACACCACUGUAUAUAGGUACCCCUGAAAUCUAAGAAACAAUUAAUGAUAGAAAAAGUACAUAUUUUAAUCCAAGUAAACAACUAUUACUGUAAAUUCAGAAAUUAUUGCGUGCAUUUAUUAUUGCAAUUUUGUCAUUUUUGCCUAAAAUGUGAUUUUUGUUUUUACGAUUUUGAGAAAAAUACAAAACAUUUCAAAAUGCAAGUUUAAAUUAUUGGGUUUAAAACUCUGUCGCAUUUUUCGCAAUAAUAAAAACCUCGCAUUAGUUUCUGAAUUUACGGUACUUGUUAUUGACCAUAAAAUUUAUCAGCUUUAUAUACAUGAAUUUCUUGAUGUUAAUUAUAGUUUGAUUUACAGUGUGAUUCAAGCUUAAAUAUGAUGAUAUGCAAUCGUUGUACUAAAAUGUCAAACGAAUAAUUGACUUAUGCUGACUUUGUUGUAUUGGCUUUACUACUAUAGUUGUUAAUGUCUGUGUCAUUUUGGUCUUUUGUGGACAGUGGUCUCAUUGGCAAUCAUACUACAUCUUCUUUUUUGAUAAUUAUCCCCUUUUGAGUCAUAAACAAUGAAUCUCAUACAUUUUAUAAACUAGCAAAUCAAAAUGUUGUUUCUUCUAUCAGUUCACAUUCCAUGAUAUAUGUACUGAUAUUGUCAGGAACAUCAAACAAUAAGUCUUUAUAUAACUUCUUAAAUUGGCCCUAUUUAUUGUUUUAUAUUUUUUUUGCUACUGGCUGAUUGAUGGAUAGUAUUUUCUUAAAUUACAAAUGUCCACUGGCAUCAUCCCUAUAGGUGUGUCCCUAUUUAUUCCUAUUUAAUUUUUGAUGUAAAGAAUGCUUUAAGAUUAAAAGUACUUAUUAACACAAAACAGAUAUCUUAUGUCUACAAUGGUGUUGUUGAUUGUUUUGUGAAUAGAAGUCAGUAUGGAUUGUUUGUCCAGAGAAAAUUCUAGUCUGUACAGUGUACCUUUACUUUCUUAAAAGUAAAAUGAACUUGAUCUUGAUGUUAUCCAACCUUAAAGUAAAGAGAAAAUUGAUUUUUAAUUAUGAUUUGUUGUGCAUAAAUUUUAUGUAAAAAGUAGAAAAAAUCAUUACCACUGUAAUUAGGCAAAUAAAUUUAUUCUAAAUAUAAUUUAUGUACAUUUAUAUGUAAUAAGAAUGUCAAUUGCUAUCCACUCUUGUACAUUUAAAGGUGUUUUAUACAUUGUUAUUUUAUACCCACCCUUGUUUUUCCUGCGAGCUGUCAUUCAGGCUAUAUAUUCAGUAAAAAACAAGGGAGAUAAACAAGUUAAGUUGGAGGGUUUAUAAAAGUAUAAAAUGCUGUUAUAAAGUCUUCUGUUUUUCCAUGUUGUCAUCAGCUGAAUAAAUAAGUAUUUUUCCUAAAAGCAAAGAUUCUGGGUAUCAGUUUUACAACAGCUAUAUCAAUUGUUUUCUUUAAAGUAAAGAAAACCAACAUUAGUGAUAUAGAUUUUCCUACACCAAAUGGUUAAGAUGUAAUGUAAUAGGGAAUAUGGAGUUAAUGACAGAGAAUAAAUCCUGGUUAGGGAAAGUAUAAGAGUUGUUGUCUGUUGGUUUGACGUUUAAGUUAUGAUUUUGCCAUUUGAUUAGGGACUUUCCGUUUUGAAUUUUCCUAGGAGUUCAGUAUUUUGGUGAUUUUAUGUUUGGCUAAGGGGUACAAAUGUAUUAAGAAUGAUUUGCAGGAAUAUAUUACCUUUUUUUUUGUAUUUUCUAAAACCUUUUUGAAAUAUGUGUCCUCAAUGCUCUUUAACUUCAUAGUUUCUUUCGACUUUUCAUAUUUUCUUACUUGUACGUCAUUAAUGGGUAUUUUUGUAGAAGAAACAUAUGUCUAGCUUACAUUUUACAAGCCUGGUAUCUUUGAUGAUUAAUAUUUGUUCGGUGAAAAUGUUGGAGUGACAGACGGAAAAGGUGACGACAACAAUUAAAGGUCAGCAUCAUGACCUAUAGAACCCUUCAAGUGUCUUAAACAAGAAGAGAGUAUGACAAUAUUCCAACAUCAAAUAUUGAUUUAGCGUUCCUAUUUUGACUGAAUGUGUCUGUGUAUUUAUUCAUCCAUUGCUACCAAACCUACCUUAAGUACGUGUUUUACAGCUAGAUAUUGUCCAAAUAUUUUUAACCCUGUCUACAAAGAUUGUUUUAGGGUAUAAAUUUCAGGGAAUAUUUAUGCAACUUGUUCACCAAAUUAUGGCUAUAAAAUUGAUCAAAUUUGUACCUUCCCUUAUGCCACUUUCAUUCCUCAAAAAUAAUUUUGACAUGUUCUUGAAUAUUCAUUUUUAUGUAAUACCAUUAUUUCAAAAUGUAUAAUAUGUAAUUAUUCUUUCUUCAGCUUGCUAUGUACUGAACACAUUUUGAAUUUGUGCUCCUGACAUAGUACCCUUAAAGCUGUUUUAACAAGCCAGCAUUACAAUUCGUCCUGAAGUACCAUAAAAAAUAGUUUUACUACUGCUUUACAAAGUCCAUGUUAAUAUUUACCAGAACAUAGCUGUAGGUUGCAAUGAAGGAAUGCACUGUUGUGAAUACCUAUGUCUUAACUUUUGUUGUUUGCGUGAAAUGCAUUAUACAAUUUAUUAUAUCUUAAACAAGUUAAAAGGCUCAUUUACAAUUUUCAGACUGAUCCUUAAUAAUACAUGUUACUGUUAUAAUUUUGAUCGUGUCAAACAACAGGCGCCUUUCAAAGACAUUAAGUAAAAAAUCAUGAUUUUGUCUUUCACACAGCAUGUAUUGUAAUAUUAUUAUCAUAAGUUUACCAUACGACCCGAUUGUUACUGCUAUAUUUUGCUUUUGUUUAUGUUAAUGCAAAUAAAUAUAAAACAAUUA
This is a messenger RNA of Mytilus trossulus (common blue mussel), 5246 nucleotides long. Its product is annotated as ELMO domain-containing protein 2-like. Gene Ontology annotation, molecular function: GTPase activator activity. The record is from RefSeq and is a predicted model, not a curated record. NCBI's taxonomy places the organism in Eukaryota, Metazoa, Mollusca, Bivalvia, Mytilida, Mytilidae. The transcript is spliced from 8 exons. The coding region runs from base 139 to 1056 and encodes 305 amino acids.